AUGGCGUGGACGUGCUCGGCGUUAUCUAAUGCUUCAAUGAUCCAGAAUCUGGAAAGGGCGGCGCUUCUCUCCACACCGGCGAUCAUCGCGUCACUUCAACGAGUGGAUCGCGGGUGGUUUGUACCGGACGGUAUGCGGAGCUCGGCGUACAGGGACGAACCGUUGUCCAUUGGGUACGGUGCCACUAUAAGUGCUCCUCAUAUGCACGCCAUUAUGCUUGAACUUCUUUCUCCAUUUUUGUUAGGUACUCCUGGGAGCUUGCCCAAGGCAGUUCUGGACAUCGGCAGCGGUAGUGGUUAUCUCACAGCCAUCCUUGCUGACAUCUGCGGGGAUGGAUCACGGGUAGUUGGUGUGGAGCACGUGGAAGAGUUACAGGAACGUUCAUUGAAGGUGGUUCUUCAACACUUUCCUAGCUGGGUGAAUGAAGGCCGCAUUACCUUCAUCAAUGGUGACGGCAGAGACAUAUCAAAGUUAUUUCAUCCGCAUACAACCAUGUUUGAUGUGAUUCAUGUCGGUGCAGCUGCCGCAUCGGUUCCCAAAGAUUACUUGGAAGCAAUAAAACCUGGCGGGUGCCUUGUGAUUCCUGUUGGAAAUGAAAAUGAGGUGCAGCAUCUGCAUCUUUACACAAAGGACGAGAAGGGAACCAUCACGAAAAAAACUCACGGUGGGGUAAGUUUUGUUCCAUUGACGUCGCUGAGGCAUCAAAAAACCCGCAGUUGA
Messenger RNA from Trypanosoma cruzi, 720 nucleotides. Its product is annotated as protein-L-isoaspartate O-methyltransferase, putative. Gene Ontology annotation, molecular function: protein-L-isoaspartate (D-aspartate) O-methyltransferase activity. Gene Ontology annotation, biological process: protein modification process. Lineage: Eukaryota; Euglenozoa; Kinetoplastea; Trypanosomatida; Trypanosomatidae. The record is from RefSeq and is a predicted model, not a curated record. The coding region runs from base 1 to 720 and encodes 239 amino acids. Gene Ontology annotation, cellular component: cytoplasm. The transcript has a single exon.